Molecule: messenger RNA, 5025 nt
Organism: Daldinia loculata
Lineage: Eukaryota; Fungi; Ascomycota; Sordariomycetes; Xylariales; Hypoxylaceae
Product: ATP-binding cassette transporter protein YOR1-like protein
Exons: 3
Coding region: 452-4882 (1476 amino acids)
Biological process (GO): transmembrane transport
Cellular component (GO): membrane
Molecular function (GO): ATP binding; ABC-type transporter activity; ATP hydrolysis activity
Source: RefSeq, a predicted model, not a curated record
AAAAUGUCGGAAUUCCCAUUUGACCGUUUUUUGUCGUAGUAAUUAUUCUAAUUCCUUCUGCUCCCGCUUACAUACAUAGCUCUCAGUUCCUCUAGCCUAGACUACCUAAGGUAAACAGUCGUAUAAGUGUGUAACUAACGGAGAAGUGGCCGGAGUUUACUCUCAUGUGUUGGUAAUAGACUAUUACUACCAGACAUCCCCCAUUUUCACUUGCCGCUUAUAUUACUUUUACUACAGUCUACUACUACGUUGCUACCUUAUUCUUCCAAGAUCAUCCCCAAACGCUACUUUUUGCUUCAUACUCAAUAGACAGCAAUUUAUUAAAACCUAUCUCCAAGACCUUAUCCAAGCUAUAAGAUAAUUGUGUAACAACUCACUUAUACUUGCUAUACCUACGUCACUCUCGCAUUGUCUUUGCGAGUAAGUCUAGGCUGCUUUUUUUGGCUAUACCAUGGCAAAUGAAGCUGAGGAUAAGGAGACAAAGCCCGCCGAUCCACUUACAGAUGUCAAUAACACCGCCAACUCUGAGCCGGCCUCAGUCUAUGAGGAUCCCGACGAGGAGAUCCGUAGACAAGAGGAGUCCGAUGAGAAAAGAGCCGACCGCGAGGAAUUAAAACACACUCAAAGCUAUGCCACCGAUACGAGCGCAAUCACUCGCACAACCUCGAGAGCUUCCGUGCCAGUGACUAAGAAGCCAUGGUAUAAAACACCAAAUCCGCUACGAUGGGGUUCAAUACCCCCCGUUCCUAAGGAGCGCCAAGUCUCGAGGGAGUACAAAGCUAGCUUCUGGAGUAAACUGACAUUUCAAUGGAUGGCUCCCAUGAUGGAUGUCGGGUACAAACGGCCCCUAGAGCAAGAUGAUCUCUGGCUGGUGAACCCUAAUCGGAAAGCCGAUAGGAUGACGGGUAAGGCGAGAGAAUCGUUCGAAAGACGGAAAAAUAAUGGUGACAAGUACCCCCUACUCUGGGCGCUCCACGAGACCUUCUUCUGGGAGUUCUGGGUCGGUGGUUUCUGUCAACUUUGCUCGUCCAUUUUUCAAGUCAUGUCUCCUUUCACUUUACGUUACCUCAUUGAGUUCGCCCAGGAGGCCUGGGACGCAUCUCAGACCGGCUCGCCACCACCGCAAAUUGGCGCGGGAAUAGGCCUAGUUAUCGGCGUAACUGCCAUGCAGAUCUUGCAGAGCUUGGGAGUCAACCACUUCAUAUAUCGCGGUAUGAUGAUCGGAGGGCAGACGCGCGCCGUCCUGAUUAGUCUCAUCUUCGAGAAGUCCAUGGUACUCUCUGGCCGGGCAAGGGCUGGGGGCAAGGAGGGUGUCGAUAACUCAACAGAGAAUGGCCAGGGGGAGAAAGGAAAAGAAAAAUCAGAAAAGGACAUAAAAGGAGAUAAGGCAGGCAUUUCUGGUGACGGCACUGGCUGGAGCAAUGGAAAGAUCGUGAACUUGAUGAGCGUUGACACCUACCGUGUGGACCAAGCCAGUGCCAUGUUCCAUCUGAUUUGGACGGCACCUAUUUCAUGCAUUAUAACUCUUAUCGUCCUCUUGAUUAAUCUGACGUACAGCGCUCUGGCUGGCUUCGCACUCCUCGUGAUCGGUAUUCCGGCCUUGACCAGAGCAAUCCGCUUGCUGUUCCGGCGCCGUGCUGCUAUUAACAAGAUAACGGAUCAACGAGUAAGCCUAACCCAGGAGAUUCUUCAGUCAGUCCGGUUUGUCAAGUAUUUCGGGUGGGAAGGAGCUUUUCUCGAACGCCUCAAGGAUAUUCGGACUCGAGAGAUCCACGCUAUCCAGGUCCUCCUUGCUAUUCGAAAUGCCAUCAAUGCUGUCAGCAUGUCGCUUCCUAUCUACGCUUCUAUGCUUUCUUUUAUUACCUACUCGCUCACCGAUCACGGUCUCCCAGCCGCCCAAGUCUUCUCGUCCCUCGCGCUCUUUAACGGGUUACGUAUGCCCCUGAACUUGCUCCCCUUGGUGAUUGGUCAGACGGUCGAUGCUUGGUCGUCCCUCAAGCGUAUCCAGGAUUUCAUGCUAUCUGAAGAGCAGGAGGAGGACGUCAUCUUGGAGCCCGAGGGAAAGAAUGCGGUUGAGAUGCACAAUGCUAGCUUUACCUGGGAAAGGACGCCGAGCCAGGAAUCUGAAAAGUCAGUGGUUGCUGGUGGGGACAAGAAAGGCAAGAAUGGACGACCUCAGCAAAAGGGAGCGAAGCAAAACCAGAAGCCAGGCAACAAUAAUGGAUCAUCGGAGGAGAACGCCGAGGAUACAGCAAGCACGCUUGUGGAGGAACGUGAGCCGUUCAAACUACAGGAAUUGAAUGUUGAAAUUGGCCGAAAUGAGCUGGUUGCUGUUAUUGGAACUGUAGGAAGUGGGAAGAGUUCCUUGCUUUCUGCGCUUGCUGGCGAUAUGCGGAAGACAUCAGGUGAGGUAGUGCUAGGAGCAUCUCGAGCUUUCUGUCCGCAGUAUGCUUGGAUUCAGAACACGAGCGUCCGGAAUAACAUUCUUUUCGGGAAAGAGAUGGAUCGCGAGUGGUACAAAGAGGUCAUUAGAGCUUGUGCUCUACAACAAGAUUUGGACAUGCUUCCCAACGGAGACGCUACCGAAAUAGGUGAAAGGGGAAUCACUAUCUCAGGCGGACAAAAGCAGCGACUUAACAUUGCUCGAGCCAUCUACUUCGAUGCUGAUAUCGUACUUAUGGACGAUCCUCUCAGUGCUGUCGAUGCCCAUGUUGGUCGACAUAUUAUGGACAACGCUAUCCUAGGUCUCCUUAAAGACAAGUGUCGUAUCCUUGCCACGCAUCAAUUGUGGGUUCUUAAUCGCUGUGAUAGAAUCAUAUGGAUGGAUGGCGGCAAGAUGCAAGCGAUCGACACAUUUGACAACCUAAUGGCGAACCACUCGGGUUUCAGGCACCUAAUGGAGACAACAGCUUUGGAAGAAACGAAUAAGGAAACGCCGGCUACCGUCGAAGAGAAGACAGGUGACGAUAAGGACAAGAAGAAAAAGAAGCGUGGUCAGGGGUUGAUGCAAGCGGAGGAGCGAGCAGUGUCAAGCGUCCCAUGGUCUGUUUAUAUCGGUUAUAUUCGAGCUUCAGGAAGCAUUCUCAACGCUCCUCUCACAUUAUCUAUCCUUUUGCUUUCCCAGGGCGCCAAUAUCAUGACAAGUUUAUGGCUUUCCUACUGGACGUCAGACCAUUUCGGCCUAACGACGGGAGUAUAUAUCGGCGUUUACGCCGGCUUAGGCACGCUACAAGCCAUGCUAAUGUUCGCCUUUUCUAUUCUACUAACCAUAUUCGGCACAAAUGCUAGCAAGACUCUUCUCAGACAGGCCGUGUCGAGAACCCUCAGAGCACCGAUGUCGUUCUUCGACACGACGCCUCUAGGUCGUAUUACGAAUCGGUUCUCCAGAGAUGUCGAUGUUAUGGAUAACAACUUGGCUGAUGCGAUGAGGAUGUAUUUCCUCACGUUGGCCAUGAUAAUAACUGUGUUCGCGCUGAUCAUUGCUUUUUUCCACUACUUUGCUAUUGCGUUAGUUCCGCUCGCUAUUCUCUUCGUGCUUGCGGCAUCGUACUACCGAGCCUCGGCGAGAGAAGUAAAGCGCUUCGAAUCAGUACUUCGAUCUAUCGUAUUUGCUAAAUUCGGCGAGGGUCUUAGCGGCGUGGCAUCUAUCCGCGCGUACGGGUUAAGGGAUCGUUUUAUCGGCGACCUUCGAAACGCUAUCGACGAGAUGAAUUCGGCAUAUUACCUAACAUUCUCGAACCAGCGGUGGUUAUCCGUGCGCCUGGACGCUAUCGGAAACGCGCUCGUGUUCACCACGGGUAUCCUCGUGGUCACGUCCCGAUUCGACGUUUCACCAUCGAUCGGCGGUCUCGUGCUCUCGUACAUCCUAUCGAUCGUGCAGAUGUUGCAGUUCACGGUAAGGCAGCUAGCCGAGGUGGAGAACGGCAUGAAUGCCGUGGAACGCCUCCAGUACUACGGCACACAGCUCGAGGAGGAGGCGCCGGAGCACACGAUCGACGUCCGUCCUACGUGGCCUGAGAAAGGCGAGAUUAUCUUCGAUGACGUCGAGAUGCGGUAUCGUGCGAAUCUGCCCUUGGUUCUUAAGGGUCUGAGUAUGCACGUCCGCGGUGGCGAGCGUAUAGGUAUCGUGGGACGUACCGGAGCCGGUAAGAGUUCUAUCAUGUCGACUCUAUUCCGCCUAGUCGAGAUUUCAGGGGGCCACAUCUACAUCGACGGCCUAGACAUUUCCACAAUUGGCCUACAUGACCUGCGCUCGCGCUUAGCCAUCAUCCCGCAAGACCCAACGCUCUUCCGCGGGACGGUGCGCAGUAACCUGGACCCCUUCAACGAGCACACGGACCUAGACCUCUGGUCCGCGCUCCGCAAAGCCGAUUUAGUCCCCGCCGACGCAAACAUCGACGACAAGGACCCUUCGCGCAUCCACCUCGACAGCGUAGUCGAAGAAGACGGGCUGAACUUCUCGCUCGGACAACGACAACUAAUGGCGCUAGCGCGCGCCCUAGUCCGCGGGUCCCAGAUCAUCGUGUGCGACGAGGCGACGUCGUCGGUGGACAUGGAGACGGACGACAAGAUCCAGAAGACGAUGGCGGUCGGGUUCCGCGGCAAGACGCUCCUAUGCAUUGCGCACCGGCUGCGCACGAUUGUCGGAUAUGAUAGGAUAUGCGUUAUGGACGCGGGACGCAUUGCGGAGCUGGAUUCGCCGAUUGAGCUUUGGAGACGCGGGGGUAUAUUUAGGAGUAUGUGUGAUAGGAGUGGUAUUCGGGAGGAGGAUAUUUUGAUGGCUAUGAGGGGGCUUAGGGGGGAGGGAGAGGAGGAGGGGGAUCUGGGUGAGGAUAUAGGGGAAGGCUCGGGGGGGAAGAGCGAGAAGGAUGAUGAGGUUUAGAUGAUAUAAAAAGCUGGACGAAGAUAAAGUGAUGGGUGGUGGGUGAUAUGAUACAGACAGGACAGGAUACGAUACGAUACGAUGGGUCUUGGAUAGAAGUUAAUAUUGGGUAGAUGUGGUAUAUACCUAGGUAGCGAUACACG